Molecule: messenger RNA, 2178 nt
Organism: Williopsis jadinii
Lineage: Eukaryota; Fungi; Ascomycota; Saccharomycetes; Phaffomycetales; Wickerhamomycetaceae
Gene: PRP43
Product: DEAH-box ATP-dependent RNA helicase PRP43
Exons: 1
Coding region: 1-2178 (725 amino acids)
Cellular component (GO): intracellular anatomical structure; spliceosomal complex
Molecular function (GO): RNA helicase activity; ATP binding; RNA binding
Source: RefSeq, a predicted model, not a curated record
AUGGGAGAAGAAAGACCCUUGAAGAAGUCGAAGAUCCUGGACACGUCCAGUGCAGAGAAAGUAGCCGAGCAGGCGGAGGAUGAGCUGAAGAGACAUCCUCAUGCGCAUGGGUCUGAGCGUUUGGAGUUCCACAACGGUGGUGAGUUUGAAGGGUUCAUUGCGCACGAUACCACUGCCGAGCAGGCUGAGAGGCUGGAGGAUGGUAAGGUGAACCCAUUCACGGGCAACGAGUUCUCGCAGAAGUACUUUGAUAUUCUGAAAGUACGCCGUGACCUCCCAGUGCACGCGCAGAGACAGGAGUUCUUGAACAUUUUCCACUCGACGCAGAUCAUGGUGUUUGUUGGUGAGACGGGUUCUGGUAAGACUACACAGAUCCCACAGUUUGUGCUGUACGAUGACCUGCCACAUCUCAAGGGCACGCAGGUGGCGUGUACUCAACCUCGUCGUGUUGCUGCGAUGUCUGUGGCCGCAAGAGUGGCUGAUGAGAUGGAUGUGUCUCUAGGGGAGGAGGUUGGUUACAACAUCAGAUUCGAGAAUAGAACGUCCAACAAGACCAUCUUGAAAUACAUGACCGAUGGUAUGUUGCUCCGUGAGGCGAUGGAGGAUCAUGAUUUGAAGCGCUACUCAGUGAUCAUUCUCGACGAAGCUCAUGAACGUACCUUGGCAACGGAUAUCUUGAUGGGGUUGAUCAAGCAAAUCACAAAGAGAAGACUGGACCUGAAGAUCAUCAUCAUGUCUGCCACGCUGGAUGCCCUCAAGUUCCAAAAAUACUUCAACGAUGCUCCGCUGUUGGCGGUUCCAGGUAGAACACAUCCAGUUGACAUUUACUAUACACCGGAGUACCAAAAGGACUAUCUCGAUUCUGCUAUGCGUACAGUAUUACAAAUCCAUGCCACUGAAGGCGAGGGUGAUAUCCUAUUGUUUCUCACCGGUGAGGAGGAGAUUGAAGAUGCAUGUAGGAAGAUUUCCCUCGAAGCAGAUGAAAUGAUAAGAGAACAAGGGUGUGGACCUCUCGAUGUUUACCCGUUGUACGGUUCCUUGCCACCACAUCAACAGCAGCGUAUCUUUGAUCCAGCACCAGAGUCUUUCAACGGGCGUCCAGGUAGAAAGGUGAUCGUCUCGACAAAUAUCGCAGAAACCUCUUUGACCAUUGACGGUAUUGUCUACGUUGUGGACCCUGGAUUUUCCAAGCAGAAGGUCUACAACCCUCGUAUCAGGGUUGAAUCUCUAUUGGUUUCGCCAAUCUCAAAGGCCUCAGCUCAACAGAGAGCUGGUCGUGCCGGUCGUACUAGACCUGGUAAAUGUUUCAGAUUAUACACAAAGGAAGCGUAUCAAAAGGAGUUGAUCGAGGCAACGUAUCCAGAAAUCUUGAGAUGUAAUUUGGCAUCUGUUGUCUUGCUGUUGAAGAAAGUUGGUGUUGAUGAUUUGGUCCACUUCGACUUUAUGGACCCACCUGCACCAGAAACAAUGAUGAGGGCUUUGGAGGAAUUGAACUAUUUGGCUGUUUUGGAUGACGAAGGUGAACUGACUGCACUAGGCCGUAUGGCAUCAAAUUUCCCAUUGGACCCCCUGUUGGCGGUGAUGCUCAUUGGUUCUGCUGAUCACAAAGUUUCAGAGGAAAUAUUGACCAUUGUGAGUAUGCUCAACGUCCCAAGUGCCUUUGUGAGACCAGCAAAUGCUCGUAAGUAUGCCGAUGAGGCCAAGUUACAGUUUGCUGACCAGAGUGGUGAUUUCGUCACUUUGCUGAAUGUAUUUGAUGAGUUUUUAAGAGUGAAGACAGAGGAAGGUGGCUUGCAAAAGUGGUGCCGUGACAACUUCGUGUCUUAUAGAACACUGAACCAGGCCGUCAACAUCAGAAAACAACUGGUGAGAUUGAUGGAGAACUUUGAUAUACCACUGAUUUCCACUUCACAGGAUGAGUCCAAGUUCAAUAGAAGAAUCACCAGGGCUCUUCUCGGUGGCUUUUUCAUGCAAGUGGCCAUCAAAGCUGGUAAAGGGUACCGAACCGUGGACGGCCAGGACGUCUUGGUCCAUCCGUCCACGGUGUUGCCAACCAACCCAGAGUUUCUGCUGUACAAUGAACUUGUUCUUACAUCAAAGACCUACGUCAGAACGGUGCAUGCAGUGAAAGGAGACGAACUGAAGAAGUACGAUUUCUUCAGUGAUUACAAGUUCUGA